Messenger RNA from Rubroshorea leprosula, 839 nucleotides. Lineage: Eukaryota; Viridiplantae; Streptophyta; Magnoliopsida; Malvales; Dipterocarpaceae. The record is from the annotation of a GenBank genome assembly.
AGAAACAGAAAGAUCUCUAUUUUCCUAUUUAAGAACUCAAACUUGUGCUUCUUUUCUCUAGUCUUUCUUUCUUGUUCUUCUUAUUACCGGAAUCUGUAGGAAUGGAGCCUUCCAAAAUGUUUGGAGGAACAGAAGAAUGUCACAGCAGUGAAUCUGGGUGGACAAUGUAUAUUGGUUCCCCCAUUCAUGAUGAUGAUGAUGGAAGCAGUUCUGAUGCCAAGGCACAUGACACUGCUGAGGAUGAUGGUGGUGCUGAUGAUGAUGAUGACUCAGAUGCAAAUGAUGAUGAUUCUAUGGCUUCUGAUGCUUCUUCAGGUCCAAGUCAUGAGAUGGUUCGUUUGAAGCAUGAGGAGGAUGAUGAGGGUGAUGAUGGAAAGUCAUACUCAUACAUGGACAACAAGAAAGCUAACAAACCAAUGGAGAAGCAAAACAUGGGAAAAAACAAGAGUCCCAAGAAAAACGACAAAGGAGACAUGGCUGGCAGUAGUGCUGCUCCUUCUCAAAGUGGUUCCAAGGUAAGAAAAAGCUUCUGGCAUCCCAAGAGAAAGUAGUUUUCUUCUGUGUUCAUUUUGGUUGAUCUGCAGUAUGUUAGCAUGUGCUCAAAAAAUGUGGAUCAGAUAAGAAAGUAGACUCUCUCUCUCUCUUUAUGUUUCUCGUCAUGUGUUUUUAAGAGUUCAGAAGUUCCGAUGUAAGCGUUCUUUUUUCUUUUCCCAGAUGGAAUGAAUGUAAGAGUUUAAAUCAAGAAACAUAUGUUAAUUUAUAGCUUUUGGUUCAAGCUAUUACAAGUUGUAAAUUUUCCUAUUUCCAUGCAUACAUUAGUAUAAAAAUGUGUUCAGUAC